CGUUCACCGAGGACCGAAGGUGGAAGAUGCGGAAGGCUUUGCUCAGCACCUCAGUCACGUUGGCCAUCGCUCUUCUCGCCGACGGUCAGGCGAAGUUGGUCACUGGCCUCCAAGCGACGGAAGCGCCGCCCGAGGCGCCACCCGAAGAAACAAAGCAGGCGGGGCUCGGUGCCGUGCGCGCGAGAUCUCUCAAACCUGAGGACGACGACGAGGACGACGCCGAGGACGACGACGAGGACGACGACGAGGAGGACGGAACAGUCACAGAAGAAAUUGGCAGUGGGAUCUUGCCGGGUGAAUGGGCGUCCCUCAGCAUGGAAAGUGGCGCCGCGCCGAGGCCGCGCCGCAGCAUCACCGGCUUCGCUGCCGGCUUCCUCACAGCGACCAUUGCCUAUGUGUUUUGGGCCGGACUUGGCGUGGAAUUUGCGGCGAGCUUGCUCACAGCGACGGCUGCUUUUGCAGCGAGGGGGUCGAUGUCGGCACGGCAAAACCCUCGGCCUGUGCUCGUGUAAUAUCGGCAAGAACUCGGCAGAGCCGUCUGCAGUGCUGCACACCGCUCGAGAGGAUAGACAUAUUAAGGUGGCAAUCGAGUGUCGCCGAGCGGCUCUCUCUCGCGUGGACAUCCGCGUCUACUGUGAAUCGUCGAGAUUUCCAUAGUUAGGUAGGGGCCGUAGAAGAGAUAUAGACAGACGCGUCUGCAACCCACGAUUCUCCCCCCACCGGUAGAGCGCUAUCGUGAGCGUUCCUGCACUGCGUGUGGCGGCUCGUGUGGCAGGUUGCACGUUUAGUAUUUUUUUGC
Emiliania huxleyi CCMP1516 is the source of this 799-nucleotide messenger RNA. RefSeq lists its product as hypothetical. The coding region runs from base 27 to 512 and encodes 161 amino acids. Lineage: Eukaryota; Haptophyta; Isochrysidales; Noelaerhabdaceae. The transcript has a single exon. The record is from RefSeq and is a predicted model, not a curated record.